AUGGCGCAAAAGCGAGAGUGGAAUCAUUCCUUAUUUGACUGCUGCUCGCCUGGUUUACUUUGUUUUAAAACCUGCUGUCUACCAUGUCUGACCUAUGGUAAAACCCAGGCAAGGAUCCGUGAUCCGAGCCUGCAAUCAUUUAGUCAAAUCAACAGCUCGUGCUCCAUCUGGACAUUGCUCAGCUUAUUUGGCUCGCACUGGAUUCUCCAAACUGUUAGUCGUGGUGAAAUGCGUGAGCGAUAUGGUAUUGAAGGCUCUUGCUGCGGAGAUUGCUGCGUGAGUCUCUGCUGUGGCUGUUGUGCACUGAUCCAGGAGGAGAAGGAAGCCGAGCUACGCUCCAAGCCCGAGCUUGUUGGAUACAAGAUGCCAGGUGACAUGGCAUACCAAGGAGUGGAGUACUAA
This is a messenger RNA of Penicillium pulvis, 402 nucleotides long. Its product is annotated as PLAC8 family protein. The coding region runs from base 1 to 402 and encodes 133 amino acids. NCBI's taxonomy places the organism in Eukaryota, Fungi, Ascomycota, Eurotiomycetes, Eurotiales, Aspergillaceae. The record is from RefSeq and is a predicted model, not a curated record. The transcript is spliced from 3 exons.